ACCUAUUCAAACUCCUUUCUUUGACUUUAAUGAAAUAUAUCUAUCUGGACAUAAGUAUUCCAACAGAAAGCAUUAACUUCAAUUGUAUACAAACGCAUUACAAUAAUUUCAAUAGAAUAUCUUUCUGAUUUUGAAUUUUGCGGGAAGGUUUUUGGUCUGGGGGAGAGUCGUUCCACCAUCUGGUAACACUCGGUCACGUAAAUGGAACCCCAAGUGACGAUCCACAGAUAUUACAGCCGGCAGGCCAAGUAUGCCGGGUCCAUAGAAGCUGAUUUGGAACUGUGCAUCAAGCACUGUGGUGGGGACGUGGUGCGCAUCGAACUGGUGAAUCGCCUUCAUGGUAUCCAACUGCAAGGCAAGUUUCGGCGGUUGCUGCUGCUCCUGUUCCUGGCCAUCGCUUACUUCGUGGGGGUAUGCGGACUUGGAAGUACCUACAUUCGUAUCCUGCAACCUCGCAUCCUAUACCCACUGAUUACUUGUGUCUCCGUCGCAAUCCUGCUGAUCCGUUCCACUUUGAACUUGGUGCAGGCUGAGCGGUUAUUCUACAGCUGGGACAUGGCCCUGCAGAAGGAGACAGUGCGGUCCUUCGGCAGGGAAUCAGUCCUAUGCGUCCAGAGGGGACACAUUGAGGAUAUAGUUCUCAACGAAGUCAUUGAAGAUUUGGAUGUAAAGUACAUGCUGAUAUUAAGAACGAAAGGGAGCGAGUUUAAGAAACAGCCCAUUGUACCAUUAUUCAAUGUAAGUUCCUGCCCUUCUCACUUUGUAAAGUUGUGUAAUGUUUAUACCCUUUAUUCUCAGAGCCAAUCUCCAUCUUUUGAGUGCCUGCAGCACAUAUAUCGAGUUCUGCAUGGAUAUUGGCUGAACAGUACCAAAGACCGAUCGGAGCAGUCCUACAGCAAGGACAAGCAGUCCAUUGUGAAAUCGUAGUCUUUUACCAAAUCGCUGAACUGUUACUUAAAUUUUUUAGUAAACAAAGAGACUGCCAAUGCUUAUUAAAACAAACAUACCUGUAA
Molecule: messenger RNA, 1013 nt
Organism: Drosophila eugracilis
Lineage: Eukaryota; Metazoa; Arthropoda; Insecta; Diptera; Drosophilidae
Gene: PIG-H
Exons: 2
Coding region: 202-927 (241 amino acids)
Biological process (GO): GPI anchor biosynthetic process
Cellular component (GO): glycosylphosphatidylinositol-N-acetylglucosaminyltransferase (GPI-GnT) complex
Source: RefSeq, a predicted model, not a curated record